GAGUAACCCAGCGGGCCGGGCAGCAUGACCGGAGAUAAGGAAUGGCCGCACUGAAACCCUCUUCGUUGUACUCUCUCUCCCGCCUAGGAUGCGAUUGCUGGAGGUGGAGCAGGCCGGGGUUGCCGCGGCGACGGGCCUGGAGGCUGGGCGGCCGAUUGAAGCCUGCAGGCCCAGGACCCACGUGAUGUUCCUCAAGACCCACAAGACGGCGGGCAGCACCAUCCUCAACAUCCUGUACCGCUUCGGCGAGGCCCGCAACCUGACCUUCGCCCUGCCAGCCGCCUACCAGUUUGGCUACCCGCUCCUCUUCAACACCCGGAGGGUCAAAUUCUACACCUCGCUCAAACCGCAGGAGUACCACAUCAUCUGCAACCACAUGCGCUUCUUCCGGCCGCAGGUUGAGAAGAUCAUGGCCAAGGGGACCUUUUACUUCUCGAUCCUACGCAACCCGGUAACCUUGGUGGAAUCAUCCUUCACCUACUUCAAAGGCUCGAGCCUGGCCUUCAAGAAGGUGGAUUCGCUGGAGCAGUUCCUCAGCCAGCCCUGGCGGUACUUCUCGCCCAAGGAGCGGGGGAGCCACUACGCCCGCAACCUGAUGUGGUUCGACUUUGGCUUCGACCACAACGCCAACGCCUCGGCGGGCUACAUGGACCUGGCGUUGGCCGAGAUCGAGGCCACCUUCCAGCUGGUGCUGAUCGCCGAAUACUUCGACGAGUCCAUGGUCCUGCUGAAGGAGGCGCUGUGCUGGGGGCUGGAGGACGUGGUCUCCUUCAAGCUGAACCUGCGCAACAACGCCUCGGUCAAGCCCAUGUCGGAGGGGGCGGCCCAACAGAUCCGGGCGUGGAACGCCCUGGACUGGGAGCUCUACGCCCACUUCAACCGGACCUUCUGGCGGAAGGUUGAGCGCUACGGGCGGGAGAGGAUGGGGGCAGACGUGCUGGCCCUGCGCGAGAAGCGGAGGGAGCUCACGGUCCUCUGCCUCCAGGGCAGCAGCCCCGUGGACGCCAGCCAGAUCCACGAUCGCAACAUCAGGCCCUUCCAGUACGGCCGGGCCCGCAUUAUGGGCUACAACCUCAACUCUAACCUCGACGGCCGCACCAGGGAGAGAUGUCUGCGUCUGGUGAUGCCAGAACUACAAUACAAGGACCUCUUAGAUGCCAAACUCUUCCCCUCCGCCCACAGUGGGAAAGUCCUUCUGCAUGUGUGAAGAAACCACUUCAAUCCCCAAUCUUUCCAAGAACUACCCCCCCCACCCCUCGAAUUAUUUAUAACUGCAUCGAAGUCUUGACCACUAGUAUCGUUGUCGGAGGUCCCAACAUCCCAGACCAUCUGGUGGUGAGAUCCAUUGUGUUGUUGCCCCCUCCCGGAGGGGAGGAAGGCGCCUGGACUAUUUUCCUCGGACUGUGGAAGGAAUGGAAAUGGGAUCGUCUUCAGCCGACGGGGUUUGGGGAAAAGCCACUGUGGACUCCAUGGGUCAUCGGGGCCCUGUGGUUAUUGGGAAAGCAGAACCUGCAAGGAAGGUUAGGGACCCUCACCCCAUGUGUUGGAGGCUGGUUGUUUAGCUACCCUGCCUGUGGCUAAUGAAGGGGAGGGGGGGCAUAGCAAGUGCCAGCUAUUACCCUCUCCCUCUCUCCCUCAUUCUCUCCCUCCUUCUCUCCCUCCUUCUCUCCCUCCUUCUCUCCCUCCCUCCCCCCUUCUCUC
Amblyraja radiata (thorny skate) is the source of this 1701-nucleotide messenger RNA. Its product is annotated as galactose-3-O-sulfotransferase 2-like. Gene Ontology annotation, biological process: glycolipid biosynthetic process. Gene Ontology annotation, molecular function: galactosylceramide sulfotransferase activity. Bases 89 to 1207 code for a protein of 372 amino acids. The record is from RefSeq and is a predicted model, not a curated record. NCBI's taxonomy places the organism in Eukaryota, Metazoa, Chordata, Chondrichthyes, Rajiformes, Rajidae. Gene Ontology annotation, cellular component: membrane. The transcript has 2 exons.